This is a messenger RNA of Morone saxatilis (striped sea-bass), 634 nucleotides long. RefSeq lists its product as uncharacterized. The transcript is spliced from 5 exons. The coding region runs from base 237 to 545 and encodes 102 amino acids. NCBI's taxonomy places the organism in Eukaryota, Metazoa, Chordata, Actinopteri, Moronidae. The record is from RefSeq and is a predicted model, not a curated record.
GUUGAGGUACAUGAGCACAGUGCUGAAGUGAAAUGUAAGCAGCAAGAAGGAAAUGUGUGUUCACAUACUCUACAUAUGACACAUGAGCAAUAAUUAUGAGUCUUCCUGGGGCUGAGAAACGUGGCCUUUCAGUGGGAAUUACAGCAACGGCACUCCACUGAAUGUGUCACAAAGGUGUCAGCUGAGGUGCACGGAGAGCAGAGGGGUGUUUGAGGGAAGAGAUCGAGCAGAAAGAAAUGCAUUUCAACCACACAACUCCACAUAUUUCACCCACAAACCCCAAACCUGGAUUUCCUGGUUACUAUGCACUCAUCCCCUUUGUACUACUUACUUUGAUUGGAUGUAUAGUGGCAAUGGUUAUUUAUAUCAGGAGGAGAUCAAGAUUAGACGAACUGCGCCACAGGCUGAUUCCUCUGUACAGCUAUGACCCAGCAGAGGAACAAGACAACUGGGGGGACUCUGGCAAGGAGAACGAGGAGGAGGAGCUGGCUGAACCUUUGUACAAGGAGGGAAGGCUGUCCUUUUCAUCCGACUAUGGGAUAUGAGCAAAAAUGAAGAAAGAAAGAUCAACAUUCCUAAUUAGAGGAAGAAAACUUCCUUUAUUUUUUUGUAUUGCAGAUGCUAUUCAAAUAUA